AUGCAGUGCAGCGUGUUGGUUGCGGGUGUCUUCUACUGUGGAGCGUUGGUGGUCUGCUGGACCAGGCUCUGUGCGGCCCUGCAGGUCUCACAAGGACAGCAUCUGAUCCCGGCCCAGGACUCCACAGGGACAGACCACCAAACAACGAGCUCCACAGACACCGGAGAUGGUUUGGAAAUUAAGAAUCACGCCCCUCACCAUGCACCGUGCUUUGUGGAUGACAUGCUUGCAGAGUUGCGUGACGGUGUGGGGAACGAUGGUGAACUCACAAACUGCACUUUGACUCUCUUUGGAGUCUGCACAGUGUCUGAUCAUUUAUCAGGCUCAGUCUUAUUAGAGCUUGCUAAGGAAACAAGAAGAAACCAGAGAAAUGGAUUGGAGGUUAUGGAACCAGCAGGAGUGCAUGUGGCGGAGGAAGAUGAGAGAGGAACACUCCAGCUGGCCUUUGACCUCCCACAGUCUCCUUUGCUCAAGCAGAACCCUGCGCUGCUUGUGGCGUUUGGAGGUCCCUUCGCUGUAGGAAACCUGGACAUCACUUUCACAAGUCAGUCGCUGCAACCUGACACACAGUCUGUGUGUAUUUCAGGAGAAACACGGUACAUGAUACUGACAGGAAAAGCAUCUGAGGGCAACGUCAACCAGAACUGGAGGAUUUCUGUUGCCACAAAAUCCUCCGAUAUGAAGCAAAGCCUAAAAGACUUCCUUAUUGGUGGAAAAUCAGGAAGUAACGCUAGCAUGACUGCACUUCUGCUUUUCUCAGGGGAAAGAGGAACUGAUACAAGACAUGCACAUGCUUCAGGGUUGUUUCCGGCCUCUUCACAGACCUCCUCCUUCCUCUGUGAGCUGAAGCGGUUCCUGGGUGAUGUCAUGCCACAAGACCACCCUGAGUCCUCUCCACUCCAGCUCAGCUCCUUACAGUCCCGGCCCCCCCUGACACUCGGCUUAUCCUCCAGUGGAAUCCUGCUUGCAGAUCUGAUCAACUCCUCGGCCCUCACCAUCUUCUCCUUCACCAGCUGUUGCUCUAUGUUUCAGGUGCAUCAUGGAGAGUUGGCCCUGUCUCCUGCACUGUUGGAGGAGCUCAGGCAGAGGUUGGAGCAGGCUGUGAUGAGGGUAAUGAGGGUAAUAAGAGAGGAGGAGGUGGGUGACAGAGCUACAGAGAGACUGGUGACCCUCAAAGAUCUCAGUGCGUUUCCAAAGGAGGAAUCGCCAGCAGGAGCGAGCCAGUACCGAGCCUUUCUCCUGCUGAGGGCUCUUCAGACAGUGGCCCGUACGUAUGAGGUGCAGAGAGGACUGCGGGCCACCAGAGCUGACCCCAACAACCCAGCAAGGGACAGACAAUGUGGGCUGAGGAGCUUAACUGUGUCCCUUGAGAAGUACCUUGUGUCUCCAAACACUGCCAACAUCAAGAACUGCCAUGGCUCUUGUGAUUCCCCCAUGGACAAAACCAGCAACCACGCCGUCCUGCUCGACAGCCACAUUAGACUGAACGUGAAUGUGGAUGAGCGGGCGCCGUGCUGUGUGCCUGUGGCCUACGAAGACCUGCUGGUGGUGGACUUCAGAGAGCCUGGUGAGACUUCCAUCUGCCCUGUAAGCAACGUGGUGGCAAAGGAGUGCGAAUGCCGCUAAAUGCUGUUUCUGUUUGUGGCACAAAAGCUAUUUUGUAUGUUUUGUUUAACGGCCACUGACCAUCACCUGUUUGGUGGAGGAAAAGUCUCAGUUAACUGUUGCUGUCAUUUAUUUAUUCAGUAUUUACGGUGGUAAAUGUUAAUUAUAUAUACUUUCACAUAUAUGUACAGACAGUGUAUUAUUUGCAGUAAAUGCACACAGCACAGGGCUUCUCAAACUUAAAAAUGAUUUAUUGAUAGCAUCUUUCUCGGUUUGUUUUUAUUGUCAAAGAAACAAACCUCUUAUCCCCCAUAAGACCACUUUUUGUGCUUUAAUCAAGAUUACAAUUACUUCUGAAAAUGUUUUUGAUGGCAAUUCAAGCGUAUGUUACUAUGUGUGUGGUGAAUGACAUUUCUAAAGUGAUAUAAAAUAUGUAUUAAAUUUAAUAAACAUUUCUGAAUAAAGCAUGUCCUGCCAGACAAAAUGAAUGGUGUGCAAUACAUAAAAAUGAUUAUAUGUAACUCUCUCUGUGUUCAUAUUAUUAAUAAAUUCUAAUUAUA
Molecule: messenger RNA, 2165 nt
Organism: Chelmon rostratus (copperband butterflyfish)
Lineage: Eukaryota; Metazoa; Chordata; Actinopteri; Chaetodontiformes; Chaetodontidae
Gene: amh
Product: anti-Mullerian hormone
Exons: 7
Coding region: 1-1626 (541 amino acids)
Biological process (GO): gonad development
Molecular function (GO): growth factor activity
Source: RefSeq, a predicted model, not a curated record